Trichomonas vaginalis G3 is the source of this 1308-nucleotide messenger RNA. Its product is annotated as protein of unknown function (DUF3447). The record is from RefSeq and is a predicted model, not a curated record. NCBI's taxonomy places the organism in Eukaryota, Parabasalia, Trichomonadida, Trichomonadidae. The transcript has a single exon. Bases 1 to 1308 code for a protein of 435 amino acids.
AUGUAUGAACUUCCUAAUAAUAUAAAAGAGCUGGCUGAACUCACUGAUUCCUUCUUCAACAUAGAAAGCAAAAGCCCAAGUGAAAUAGUUAAUGCUGCUCUUGAUGGAAUCAAGAAAUCUAAAAUAAAUGUCAGGAAUUUUUUCGAUCUGAUAGAAAACAGUGCUUUGGUCAACGGCCCACAACACAGUAAGUUUUAUUGUCAGAUUCUUCAAGUGUUUACUAAAGUAAUUCAAGUAGAUCAAGAAAAUUUAAAUUCAGAAUUAAUCAAACAUCUCAAGAACUACCAACAGCCACCAGAUACAGAAGAAAUGUGCCUAAAGAAGAUGAUCAUGUAUGAUGAUAUUGGUAAUUUCAUUAAUUAUAUCAAUGAUACGAAUGAAUUCUUCAAAAAAGUAAAUGCAACUGAAUUGCUGAUAUCAUGUGCCAGAUCAGGAGCCAUCAACAUCUUCAAAUACCUUAUUGUUAAUGAUAUCAUGAAAAAAGUUGAUAAAACAAAAUUGUUUUUAUCGGAUGCAAUCAGAGGAAAGAACAGCGAGAUCAUCCAUGAGUUCGAGAAAUACGUUUACGUCACUGAAAUAGAUAUGCAAAGCGUCUACUUUUUCCAUGACAGAAUUUUUAUCGAUUAUUUGCACGAUAAAUAUGAUUUCAACUACAAGCCAUACUAUGCACUAAGAUACAGAGACCUUAAGCUGUUUAUCGAGCAGUUUGAGCAGACACCAAUAGAAAAAGGAAAAAUUAUCAUCAAAUAUUUAAAGUGUGCAAUACAAUCUGGCUUUGUUAUUAUCAUACAGUACUUCUUAGAUCAGUUACUAGCCAUUCAGGACUGUUUCGACAACCUUUACCACAGAUAUACGAAAGUUGUCAAUCUUGCCAUCGAAGAAAGGUAUCCAAACAUCUUGAAUAUGCUUAUGGACUUCUCAAAGAAGUUCAAUUUCAAGAAUAAGAUAUAUCCGGACGUAAAUGAGGCCUUUGAAACUUAUUCUGAAACAAUUUUCAUCGAAGUCCUCAAAUAUUACGAAAAAGGUGACAUGCAGAAUGGAGACACAGACUGGGAUGUCUUCCAAUACGUCUACCAGAACUUUAGUUCAAAAAGUGUCGAAAUGUUGAUCAAAAACGGGUUUUACGACAUAGAAGAUGUAUACUACUGCAUGGAGAACUGCAACUACGUCGCAAUGGAGCUGUUUGCAAAGCACGGAUUCGAUUUUUCGCUCGUGAUGAACCCUGAUUUCUCAAAAAGAUUCGGAUGGAUGAGUAAUCAGUUGUUGAAUUUCAUUGUGCAACUGAAGAAGAAAUACCCGAUCAAAUAG